Salvia miltiorrhiza (redroot sage) is the source of this 987-nucleotide messenger RNA. RefSeq lists its product as uncharacterized. The coding region runs from base 437 to 850 and encodes 137 amino acids. The transcript is spliced from 3 exons. The record is from RefSeq and is a predicted model, not a curated record. Lineage: Eukaryota; Viridiplantae; Streptophyta; Magnoliopsida; Lamiales; Lamiaceae.
AAUUGAAAAGAGCUUAAGAAAGCAGAAUCGCAUGUGAACGAAAAUCAUCCACACUCUCUUCUCUACUCUCUCUCUCUCACACACGCACACAAACACACUAUCUGUCUCUCUCACACACAGACACGCAUACAUAAGCGAAGCAGACAGACGAGAAAACUUGUUCCUUUCAACUGUCAAACAACACAGAGCAGACGACUUGACGUUGUAUUCAAACUUCUCACUCUCUCCAAAUCCCAACACACCCUCCGCUCAUCACCCUUCCUUCUCCCUCUCUCUCUCUCUCUGUGCUAUCAAUGCAGUGAAGAAAGCUUCUCCAUCUCUCUCCAAACUGAUAUAACAAAAAAGAUUUUUGAUUAUGUUCAAGACUACAUCCACGUGCUGCGGUUAGCCUCUAAAAAAUCUCACUUGGAAAAAAGGGUUCCACCGAAAAUCAUAUAUGGGGGGCGAAGGAGAAGGGUGGCCGGCGCCGCCGCCGCUGUAUCUACCGAAAGACGACCACUGGACCCACUUCGACAACUCCGUGAAUGCAGUUUCUUUCGGCUUCAUAGCCACCGCCAUUCUCAUCUCCAUGUUUCUUGUCAUGGCCAUUUUCGAGAAAUUCCUCACAACCACCUCGCCGGACCUCUCUCCGUCACGCCUCCGCCUCUCCGCCAUUGAACCCCAGAAUCAUUUUGCUGCCUUCAAUUCUAAGCUAGGUUACUACCCAUCUCCUAAGGCAACAGAGGUUUCUGUGGUGAUGCCGGGUGAGAAUGUGCCGACGUUCAUCGCUCAUCCAGCUCCCGUUCCUUGCCCUCCGGAGCGUGGCCCGUGGCCUUCACAUGAUCAGGCGAGCUCGACCCCUACCGACUAGGCAUUUGGUAAAUAAGUAGCAGCAGCGCAUUUAGAAGAUGUUGAUAGAUGAGGCAUCAUCACUCUUCAUCGUCAACUUGCAUAUAUAAACAUCGUAUUAUUAAUUUUCUGGUUAAUUUUAGCAAUUAUUUUUUGCAA